AUGAAUAAAACUACAUCUGCUGUGCCAACAUCCAGUCUGCUUGAAAAGGAUCAGGCUUUUCAGAUGAUCACACUUCAGAAGGAAACAGGCCUUGGCUUGAAGGUCCUAGGAGGAAUUAACCGGAAUGAAGGUCCCCUGGUAUACAUUCAAGAAAUCGUUCCUGGAGGAGACUGCUAUAAGGAUGGCCGUUUGAAGCCAGGAGAUCAACUUGUCUCACUGAACCAGGAGUCCAUGAUCGGUGUAUCAUUUGAAGAAGCAGAAAGCAUAAUUGCCAGAGCCAAUGUGAGAUCAGAAUCUGCUUGGGAGAUAGCAUUCAUAAGACAAAAAUCUGAUGGCAAUCAUCCAGAAAAUCCAUCAUGUCCAUCCAUUUUACAAUCUUCAGGAGAAUAUCGACCUCAGACUUCAACCUUUGGUCUUCUUCCUUCUCCCUCUGAAAUUCUAAUUCCACAGACCACAUCUAAUCCGAAAACAAAAGAAGCCAUUGUACCUUCUUUUAAGACAAAUCAGAUAAAAACUGCAUACAAGAAAACAGAACAGACUCCAAUUACUUCUUCAGACAACAGCCCUACAGAUAUGUCUAAUACAGAUAUUGUGCCUGCCUGGAUGGAUAAUUAUGGACCCCAAGGAAAAAAGAUUUCCUUAAAUCCCUCUGUUCGCCUUAACGCAGAGAAAUUGGAAAUGGCUCUAAAUUAUCUUGGUAUUCAGCCCACGGAAGAACAACACCAGGCCUUGAGACAGCAAGUGCAAGUAGAUUCAAGGGGAACAGUGUCUUUUGGAGAUUUUGUCCAGGUUGCCAGAAAUUUGUUUUGUUUGCAGUUGGAUGAUGUAAAUACUGGUGCACAAGACAUUUCCAACAUAUUGGAUUCACAGCGUCUUCCCUGUGAUUCUUUAGAAGCAAAUGAAAUGGAAAGACUUAAGCAUGAAAGAAAUGAUGCCUUGGAAGAAGUGAAUACACUUAAGGAAAAGUUAUUUGAAUCAGAAAGGCAAAGGAAACAAUUGACAGAAGAACUGCAGAAUGUGAAACAAGAAGCCAAAGCUGUGGUUGAAGAAACAAGAGCCCUACGCAGUCGGCUUCACCUUGCUGAAGCUGCACAGAGGCAGGCGCGUGGAAUGGAAAUGGACUAUGAAGAAGUAAUCCGUCUGUUAGAGGCUGAGAUUAUAGAGCUAAAGGCUCAGCUUGCUGAUUAUUCUGACCAAAAUAAAGAAAGUACUCAAGACUUAAGAAAGAGAAUCACAGUGCUUGACUGCCAAUUGCGAAAAUCAGAAAUGGCUUGUAAAACUUUUGAGGCAUGCACUGAAAAGCUUCUUCAUUUUGUGGAGGCUAUUCAAGAAGUAUUUUCUGAUAAUUCUGCUUUCUCAAAUUUAAGUGAAAGAAGAGCUGUGUUAACUUCUCAAACUUCUCUCACACAAUUGGGAAGGAAUGGACGUAAUAUCCUUGCAACGCUGGCGCUUGAAUCUAAGGAGCUUAUUAAAUCUGUUCGUGCCAUGCUUGAUAUGGAUUGUCUACCUUAUGGUUGGGAAGAAGCUUACACAGCAGAUGGAAUCAAGUACUUCAUCAAUCAUGUAACCCAGACCACAUCCUGGAUCCAUCCUGUGACAAAUGCACUAAACUUGUCUUGCUCAGAGGAGCAUGAAGAAGAUUGCUCCAGACAACUUCCCAACCAGAAGAGCUGA
Molecule: messenger RNA, 1674 nt
Organism: Orycteropus afer afer
Lineage: Eukaryota; Metazoa; Chordata; Mammalia; Tubulidentata; Orycteropodidae
Gene: STXBP4
Product: syntaxin binding protein 4
Exons: 16
Coding region: 1-1674 (557 amino acids)
Biological process (GO): regulation of insulin secretion involved in cellular response to glucose stimulus; insulin receptor signaling pathway
Cellular component (GO): cytoplasmic vesicle
Molecular function (GO): syntaxin binding
Source: RefSeq, a predicted model, not a curated record